This is a messenger RNA of Phlebotomus argentipes, 2233 nucleotides long. RefSeq lists its product as uncharacterized. Bases 85 to 2223 code for a protein of 712 amino acids. Gene Ontology annotation, biological process: DNA damage checkpoint signaling; DNA repair. The transcript is spliced from 5 exons. NCBI's taxonomy places the organism in Eukaryota, Metazoa, Arthropoda, Insecta, Diptera, Psychodidae. The record is from RefSeq and is a predicted model, not a curated record.
GCCAUAAACAAUAAAAAACGUGUUUUGCUUUUCCCUGUUUCUCCUUGAUUCUGAUGAUUUUCCGCUGUUUCUACAUCGCAAAUCAUGUCAAAGAGAUACUCAAGUGUGUUCCGUGACAAAUUUGUGCAGAAGAGGGCCAAAAUUGAAAUAAAAGCAGAGACAAAUGUGAAUAUUCACACCAACCUUCAACCGGCGAGCGCGGCAAACGCGGCAAACGAUCAACAAAAAACAUAUCAGACAAGAGUUGAGGAAGAUGAUUUGUGGGAUGACAAUGAUGAGUUUCUUCUGCUGGCGUCACAGGUGGCGGAUGAAAUAGAGGGCAAGGAUAAGAGGAGUGAUCAGAAGAAUAACGCUGAUUACACUGACAUCACAUUCGAGAGAUUUAGCCGGGAAGUGAAUUCAAGCACGCAGAGAGAUCAGCCAGGAUGUUCCAAGUUUCCGGAUGGUGGAUCCAGAUCAAAACCGCUGAUACAAGCGGCGCCUUCGAGUGAGGAAGUUAUGAAGUUGAGGAAACAAAUUGAUGAUCUCAAGGCGGAAAAUUCGAAGAUUUCCAACAGAUAUCAAAUCAGAGACGGUGAGGCUUCUACGCUGCGUUUUGAGCUUGAGAAAUUGCAAGCAAUACAUGGAAGUUCGAGUGCAAAGGCGAAAGCAGAGGCUGAAAAGAUGCAGAAUGCUUUGCUGAUGAAAAUGAAAGAUCUGGAGAAGCAGAUCAGUGCCUUGAAGGCGGAGAAUCAGAUGCGAAAUGCUGUGGAGCGCAGCUUCAAUGUUCAGCAAACAAAUGCACCGAAGGAUGAAGAUUACGAUUUGAAUCUGCCGACGCUGGAUCUCUUGCGAUUGAACUUCGAGGAGGACGAUAAUUUCGAUGUUCUUCAUUGCAAGACCAAAACACGAAGUAUUGAUAUGGAUAAGCGACUCACGAAGUUCACUACUGAAUUGCAAAACAUCGUGUCUUGUGCUCUUGGGCGUCAGGGGCAGGAUUUGGUGCUCGCGGAGCUGUAUAAGGAUUUGCAAAGAGUGGCUCUAAAGGGCCUCAUUCAGAUCAAGCAGCAUUCGCUAAAGCUGGAGUUCGCUACAUACACAGACGUUCUAUAUAAUCCCACCCUAGAACAUCAGCAGCUCAGCUACUUUGAGGCACUUGAGAAUCGUCUCGGCGAGAUAGAUUUAUUGGCAACUGAGAAACUCUUUAAGUCCGAGGCCAGUAUUGAAGGGCGACGCUUUCUAGCCACGGUGGCGUAUGCCUGUGGGAAAUUCCCUAUAAUUAACCAUCUACUGGAGACGAUUGCGAUCGAGAGCAAUGACGAUUCGCUUUCUUCAUCUAAGGAUAGUUUUGCUAACGUCCUUCUGAAGACUCUCUACGCAAUUGGCUAUUCUACCAAUUUCAUCAGCCACACCAUGUUGAUUCACGCUGCAGCGCAGAUUUUACUUGCAUUGGCGCCUCAGUUUGGUGAUCGUGCGGAUCAUCUGAAGUUUGCCGGUGAAUUCUUCAAGAAUCUCGUCAUGAGUCGACCUCAGAUGGUUACUUUGCUGACCAUGUCGCGAUUCCUCUUGGAGAUUCAGAAAACAAAAGCCACCUCUGGAUUCCUGAAGCUGCUCUGUUGCAACAGUGAGCAGAGUAGUUUCGUGCUGAGUGAGUUGUUCAAGAUUCAACAAUUCAUGGAGAAUUCGUGUGCUCUACAAGUAUAUUGCAGUCUCUUGGAAGGCAUCGUGUCUGAGACAAAUCAGUGCAAGAUGUCAAUGAAACCAAAUCAAUGGUUUCUCGAUACAGUGAUGGAACUCACAUUAAACAUCGUGAUAUUCUUCUCAAACUGCUUCGGUGAUAAUUAUGACUGGGUGAAGACACUAUUUGACCAAACUAACUGCGAUUGCCACAACAAGGUUACAAGCUGUUUAAUCCUCAUGAUACACUUCAUCCUCAAUCAAUGGCUCAUCAGUGGCAAGAAGCGGUGCAAGAAGACAGCAACAGUGGCACAGCACGGAGUUCUUCUGCUCCGGAGCAUCUUCACUAGCAAUCAGAACAUUGUGAUCAGGAUUUCAGGGGAACACAUACAGAAUCGACUGCAGAAGAUUUGCAGUCUGACAAAGAACUACCAUCGCCACUUUAACUUCCAGGAAGUCCACAAAUGCGCCAUAGAUUUUUAUCCCUUGACCAUGCUGGAUGGAGAUUCCCACAGUUCCGACGAUAGUCCCGAUGAAUCCAAUGAUUUCUUCACUGAAUUCUUUUAAUCCAUCACAU